Messenger RNA from Myzus persicae (green peach aphid), 2520 nucleotides. RefSeq names its product forkhead box protein B2-like. Bases 335 to 1522 code for a protein of 395 amino acids. Gene Ontology annotation, biological process: regulation of transcription by RNA polymerase II; animal organ morphogenesis. NCBI's taxonomy places the organism in Eukaryota, Metazoa, Arthropoda, Insecta, Hemiptera, Aphididae. The transcript has 3 exons. The record is from RefSeq and is a predicted model, not a curated record. Gene Ontology annotation, molecular function: DNA-binding transcription factor activity, RNA polymerase II-specific; RNA polymerase II cis-regulatory region sequence-specific DNA binding. Gene Ontology annotation, cellular component: nucleus.
GACAGUCCGCCCGGCCGCUCCAACCGGUUGCAUUGGUAAUGCGUGAAUUGUGUACGACGGGUGUAAACAAUAAUCGGUCCGUAUACAAAUGUACGGUGUACUCGUUCGUGUAAAUAUUAACUGUGUAUAUUAUGCGCGCACGCCUUAAUGAAAUAUAAAAAAAAUAAUUUGAGUUAAGUUUUCGCGUGUUUUGGUAAUUUUUUUAUUUUUCGAUAAUUAGAAAAAAAAUUGCGUUUCAUUUUCUUUUUUACAAUUAUUUUCGUCGUCGUCGUGCACCUCGUAUAUUAUAAUAGAACGACGAUCGCGCGAGCGCAAGCGGCAUCGAAAUAACGGUAUGGACAUGCUGAUCGUUAAGGCCGAAGACGAAAAUGACGAGAGAAAAUCUCUCAACAACAACAACAACAACAACAACAAUAACAACAAUAACAGCUGUAAGAAGAACAGCGGCGUCGUUCCGACAGCGAAAACGGUGCCGGCGACUGGUGGAGUCGGGACAGGCAGGUCCGAAAAACCGCCCUACUCGUAUAUAGCCUUAAUCGUCAUGGCGAUCCAGAGUUCACCGGUGAAAAGACUCACCCUCAGCGAAAUAUACUCUUUCCUCCAGCACCGAUUCCCUUUCUUCAGAGGUUCCUAUCAGGGAUGGAAAAACUCGGUGCGACAUAACCUGUCCCUGAACGAAUGUUUCAUCAAGCUACCGAAAGGCCUUGGUCGUCCUGGCAAAGGUCACUACUGGACGGUGGAUCCAGCGUCGGAGUUGAUGUUCGAGGAGAGCUCGUUCAGGCGAAGACCCCGGGGAUUCCGCCGCAAGUGCCAACAGAAGACUAUCGGACCGAUCGGCGGCGUCGUCGGCAAUGGUUAUCAAACGUCACAGUACCACCAGCACCUUCACCACCAUCACCAUCACCAGAACCUGCAGUUGCAGCAACAGCAACAGCACCACCAUCAUCAACAGCAGCAAUCGCAGUCGUUGCCACAGACGCAACCGUCACCGGUUCUGCCACCUGCACAGCCGCCACAGCCUCCGCAACAGCAGCAACAGCAAUCGAUCGCCACUCAACCACAUCCGCAACAACCGCAACCACAGUCGCAGCCGGUGGCGUGUUACCUGCACGACCAGUACGAUUACAAGGACGCCACGGCUGCAAUGGUAGCGGGAUACCAUCACCAGCAGCAACAGCAACAGGACUACGGUAGCGGUGCGGGCGGUGGAGGAAUCGGCGUCAGCGGCGGUGGAGGUUACUGCAGUAGGAACGACCAGUUGGACCAUUUUGCUGCCAGCUUUUGGCAAAGUCAAAAGUCUGACGGUUACGUAGGAGGCGCAGGUGGUUACCAAGAACAGUUUGAUUACGGCUGCCAGUACAACUUGACUCACGACAAUGGUUAUAGCACGGUUGCCAGAAGAUCGGCGACUGCGGCCGGACAAACACAACAGACCGUCAUGGACAACGCUAUGAACGCCAGUAGCGGAUUACCACAACACAUAAGUCUCCACCAUUAUUAUGACUGUCCGAAGUUUUGCUAAGCCGUCGUCGUAUAAUAUAUAAUAAGAGCGUAUCGUCUGUGACGUAUAUUACGGACUUUCGAGUUUCGAAAAAGUCUGACGCUUUUAUUAGCACUGCGGUAACACAAUAACAUAAACCGCUGGAACUUCAACAAAUAUUUCACUUUCAAAUCGGGUGUAAUUUUCUUUUGUAUAUAUAUAAACAUAAAAUAAGAUAAUUUUUGGCUAAAUCUACGUUAUCUUUAUUAUCGUACGUCACGAAAUGUAUAGUAUAAUAACGCUCGUAAACAUUAAAACGGAUGGAUAGCCAAAUCGGUAUAUCGAAGCAUUAGGUUAUCGCGCGAUUCCUUUCAACAAUAUGUCUUUCACUUUUAAGUUUUAACAAAUAUUAGAAUUUAUUGUCGUCUUUAUUCUGAAUAACUUGAUUACCCAGAAAGACUCUUAAAGCAUUCACACAUCAUUUUGUAACUGACUUUGGCGCAUGUGUGAGCUGUGAGCUGUGAGUACAGUAUAUCACAUAAGUAGCGAAAAAAUAAUAUUUUAAAUCCAUACUUCUGAAAAAGUUUUAAAGCGAAAACAUAUUUCUUAGCUUAUCCUUUUCAAAACUUUUUGUUUUUAUAAUUUAAACACAUAUUAACGAAAUAAGCUACCAACAGAUAUAAAAAAAAAAUGCAUAAUAAAUCAUACAGAUACUUAACGAAAAUCAAUUUAAUCUCUCAGCGUGUACAACAAAAAUAUUGCCCGAUGUUAUUUAUACUUCAUGGAAGUUUUAUUUUUAAGUUUAAAGUAUGAUGUACAUAAUUUAUUUAUAAAUUAAUAUAUUUUUUCACAUUUUGUAAAUAAUAUAAUAUUGGCCAACCAUCAGUUGUGCGAAUACGAAUAUCGAACGUCUCUAUAUAGUCUCUAUGUAGUGUAAUAUAUCGACGAAACGUGAAUGUUCGAUAUUUUGUAUUGAUUAAAAGGCUGAAAAUAGUAUAUUUAAAUCAAUAUCAUGUACUACGUUUAUUAUGUAAAUAGUU